Stylonychia lemnae is the source of this 1512-nucleotide messenger RNA. The record is from the annotation of a GenBank genome assembly. NCBI's taxonomy places the organism in Eukaryota, Ciliophora, Spirotrichea, Sporadotrichida, Oxytrichidae.
AUGGUAGAAAAUACAUCAGACUCUGCUGUGCAAGCUCAUAUUUUGCAACAUUUAGAUAAAAACAACACUAUUGAUGAUACACUUCAACUAGCCUAAUAACUGAACAUCACUCACAUUGAGUUAGAUAAGUCAUUAAAAAGUCUUUCAGCUGAGGAGUAUAUUGCUCUCUAGGUUAUUGAAAAGAAAUUAAUAGAAUUGACUGAGGAAGGAUCUCAAUAUGCUGAGAAAGGAACUCCUGAGUUCCAGUACGCUUCAGGCCUUGAGUUGAAUACCCCUACUAACAAAGCUGAAUAUGAUAAGUAAAUUGGAGCUGAAUUGGCAAAGAUUGGAUUCUCUAAAGCUAUGCAAAGAAAGUGGGUUCAACUAGUUCCUGAUAACAAAGAACUAGUCAAUAGAUUAGCUGAAAACCUCGAAGAUACUGAGAGAGAUCAACUUAGAAAGUAUAGUGAAUUCCCAGAUCUUGAUCAUCACGACAAGAAAGUUAUUGAUUAAAUGAAGAAGAGAAAGCUAGUGAAUGUUGUUACCCAAAAGCAUUAUAAGGUAACCAAAGGUACAAACUUUGCUCCAGUCAGAGUUAAGCUAGAGACUGAUCUUACAGCUGAUAUGCUCAGAACUGGUGCUUGGAAAGAUACUAAGUUCAAGAGUUUCAACUUCAACUCCACUGGAAUUAACCCAGAGGGCGGUCAUCUACAUCCUCUUCUAAAGGUAAGAAGCCACUUCAGAGAAAUUCUCCUUGAGAUGGGAUUCAAUGAAAUGCCAACUAACAGAUAUGUUGAGAGCUCCUUCUGGAACUUCGAUACUCUCUUCUAGCCACAAAGUCACCCAGCAAGAGAUAUGCAUGAUACUUUCUUCCUUAAAAAGCCAGUUCUGUGUAAGGAAUUCCCUGCAGAAUAUGGCGAGAGAGUUAAAGAUAUUCACGAAAAAGGUGGAUUCGGAUCAUUAGGAUAUUAAUAUAAAUGGGAUGUCAACGAAGCCAGGAAGAAUCUCCUCAGAACUCAUACCACAGCCAUAAGUUCACAAAUGCUCUAUGCCCUUGCUAACCAGAAAGAGUUCAAGCCAAUGAAAUAUUUCUCAAUUGAUAGAGUGUUCAGAAAUGAAACUCUUGACGCUACUCACUUAGCUGAGUUCCAUUAAGUCGAAGGUCUCAUUGCAGAUCGUAAUAUUGGACUAUCACAUUUGAUUAGUCUCUUGAAAGAAUUCUACGAGAAAAUCGGUAUUAAACAAUUGAAAUUCAAGCCAGCUUAUAACCCAUACACCGAACCUUCAAUGGAAGUCUUUGGGUAUCACCCUCAACUUAAGAAGUGGGUAGAAAUCGGUAACUCAGGAGUAUUCAGACCAGAGAUGCUCAGACCUAUGGGCUUGCCAGAAGAUGUCAGCGUUAUUGCUUGGGGACUUAGUUUGGAGAGACCUACCAUGAUCUAUUACGGUAUCAACAAUAUCAAGGACUUGUUCGGACAUAAAGUAAGCCUCACAUCAACUAAAAAUAACAAAAUCUGCUACAUCAACCCAUGA